Messenger RNA from Hansenula ciferrii, 3978 nucleotides. It is a transcript of the gene ATG26, whose product is annotated as sterol 3-beta-glucosyltransferase. The transcript has a single exon. The record is from RefSeq and is a predicted model, not a curated record. Lineage: Eukaryota; Fungi; Ascomycota; Saccharomycetes; Phaffomycetales; Wickerhamomycetaceae. The coding region runs from base 1 to 3978 and encodes 1325 amino acids. Gene Ontology annotation, biological process: carbohydrate metabolic process. Gene Ontology annotation, molecular function: hexosyltransferase activity; UDP-glycosyltransferase activity.
AUGGAAGAGGAUACGCUACCAGAAGAGCGUUCUAGGAGAAGCCGCUCUCCUACUUUGGAGCGCGUUAAUAGAAGUUUCAAAUCUGCAUCUAGAAGUUUAGCUGCAUUAUCACCUCCUCCAGUCAAGAGAUCUUUAUCACCAUUGGCUUCCUCUUUGUCUAGAAUCGGUACAAGAAGAUCAUCUUCCAAAUCUAUCACAGAUUCAAAUGCUUAUCAUGUUUCUAAAGGUGGUGGUGGUGCUGGAGACCAAUUAGAUGUUGCAAAACCUUCUGGGAUGGCAAAAAGUUUUGUUUCAAUGUUAACAACAGCAUCAAUGUAUAAUGGGAAUCUACAAGAUAUCAUUGAUGAGGAAGAACCUGUUGCUGAUAGUCAAAUUCAAAUAAAUGAUACUGCUACUGAAGGUAAUGCUUCGGAUCUUGAUGUUGAUACUGAAGCGGAUACGGGGAAAAAUCAUGAUCAAGAAGAACAACAACCAAUUGAAUCAAAACAAAAUGAAAUACCCACUUUGGAAGAUUUCCCUUCAUUAGAAAGAUCUCCAACAUUGUUUGAAAUAUCAAUUGCACAAAAAUUAAAUCAACAUUCAAAAGAUGUUAAUGAUUGUCAAAAAAGAGCAAUUGCAUUAAGUAAUAAAUUGAAAUCUGUUUUCCAAAUCAAUUCAAAUGAUAUUUUCCUUGCUGAUUUCCCUUGUUGGUUAUUAAAAGAUGUGCUAUUACAAGGUCAUAUUUAUCUUACACAAUCACAUUUAUUAUUUUUCGCCUUUUUACAAAAAAGAAAACCUGAUAAAAUUGCAUUAAAGGGUAAUUUAUCAAUGAAUAUUUCAUUAACUUCUCCAAGACAAAAUAGAUAUUGGGCUGUAUUAAAAGAUCAAACUUUUUCUUUAUAUAAUAAUUCAACUGAUUUAUAUUUCCCAGUGUUAACUAUAGAUUUGAAGAAUGCACUUAGAGCUGAAAUUAUAACUGAAACUGGCGGACUAUUACCCCAUGUUCCAGGUGUUCCAGGAAAACAUCAUCAAGACCAUACUUCAAAAUCAAAUGGUUCAUGGUUCAAAAUCCUUACAGAAACUAAAAGUUAUAAAUUCCAAGCUGAUUCUUCUCAUAUUGCAAGAUCUUGGGUUGGUUUAUUGAAGAAACAUAUCUUUGCAAGUAGAAAUAAAGGUGAUAGUGUUUCAGUUAAAGUGCCACUACAAAAUAUUUUGGAUUUAGAAGAAACUCCAAUAUUUGAAUCUGCUGAAACUUUAAAAAUUAAAGUAUUGGAAAAUUCUGAAUCUUUUGUUGUUGAUGAUUAUUUUUUCAUGUUUUUCAAUUCAGGUCCUGAAUUUACCAAAUUAAUUCAUGAAGCUAUAGAGGCAAAUACAAAUUUAUCAUCAGAUAAUAAUAAUUUUAAAAUUCCAGAAAAUGUUGUUGAUAGUACUGGUAAAUUAGAUUUAAAUACAAUUAAAAAAUCUAAAACUUCAAAUUUUUUCCCAUUGAAAAAAGUCUUGUCCAAGACAAGAUCAAGAUCAAAUAGUAAUACAUCAAAUAAACCAAUUUCAAGAUGUGCCACUCAUAAUAAUGAUGAAGUUUCCCCUCCAUUAUCCCCAAUUUCAGCUCCACCAACAUCUUCCUAUUCUUUACAAGGUAAUUUUUCACCAACUUCUUUCAAUUUACAAGAACCUGUUGUGGAAAAAUUCAAUGGUUCAGAUGAAGUUAGUUCUGCAAACUUAACAAAUCAAGAAGAUGUUCUGGUUACAACUAGUGAUGAAGAAGCAGAGGGUGGUGAUGUUGAACCUGAAGAUUUUAUAUCAAAACAACUUGAACAUGAUAAUCUGUUACAACCAAAAGAUACAAAUAAAUCAUCAUCACUAUUACCGGCAUAUAUUAAUCCAGGAAAGGCUUUAAAUCAAGCUAAAUCUAGUAUAACUAAAUUCACCCCCAAAGUUAUAAAAUCUGCUUCAUUUAUGUGGCAAUCAAAUCCUGUUCAUUAUGAGGAAGAAAAUUCUUUAGAAAGAGGUUUAGAAGAUGAAUUUUUAGCAACACCAAAAGAAAGAAUUGAAGCAAAUAAAAGAUUUUUAGAUCAUUUUACUUUACCUGAAAAUAAUUUUUUAAUUGCUGCUUAUUAUGCUCAUUUACAAAGAAAUGUACCAAUUUAUGGGAAAGUUUAUCUUGGUGUGAAGGAAAUUUGUUUUAGAUCGUUAGUUCCGGGGUUCCAUACAAAGAUGAUUUUACCUUAUAAAGAUAUUGAAAAUAUUUAUAAAGAAAAAGGUUUUAAAUUUGGUUAUUCAGGUCUUGUUAUUGUUAUUCAUGGUCAUGAAGAAUUAUUUUUUGAAUUUAGUUCAAAUAUUGCAAGAGAUGAUUGUGAAUUUUUAUUAUUAAAACAAUUGGACAAAUUCAAUAGUACAAUAAUUGAUAAUGGUUCAAAUGAUGUUGAAUCUGCUUUAAGUACAAGUGGAAAAUUACAAGCUGCCAAAAUUCAAUAUUUUGAAGAUAAAAUCCAUUCAGAUACUGGAUUUGAAGUUCCAAUAAUGAUUGAAGAUCAUCCUUUAAUGAAAACAAGUAUUAAACCUUCAACACCUCGUAAAUUCACUUUAUUAACUAUUGGAUCCAGAGGUGAUGUUCAACCUUAUAUUGCACUUGGAUUAGGUUUGAAAAAAGAAGGUCAUAUUGUUAGAAUUGUUACACAUAAAGAAUUUGAAGAUUGGAUUUUGAAACAUGGUUUAGAAUUCAAAGAAAUUGCAGGUAAUCCAACAGAACUAAUGUCAUUAAUGGUUUCUCAUGGCUCAAUGAAUGUUGGAUUAAUUAAAGAAGCUUCAAGUAAAUUUAGAGGUUGGAUUACAGAGUUAUUAAAUUCAAGUUGGGAAGCAUGUCAAGAUACUGAUAUAUUAAUAGAAUCUCCAUCAGCAAUGGGUGGUAUUCAUAUUGCAGAAGCAUUAAAUAUUCCAUAUUUAAGAGCUUUUACAAUGCCAUGGACUCGUACAAGAGCUUAUCCACAUGCUUUCAUUGUACCAGAACAGAAAAAGGGUGGUAGUUAUAAUUAUUUAACUCAUGUUUUAUUUGAAAAUGUAUUUUGGAAAGGUAUUAGUGGACAAGUUAAUAAAUGGAGGAAAGAAGUUUUAAAUUUACCUAAAACAAAUUUAGAUGUUUUACAACAAAAUAAAGUUCCAUUUUUAUAUAAUAUAUCACCAACAGUUUUCCCACCUCCAGUGGAUUUUAAUGAUUGGGUUAAAGUUACAGGUUAUUGGUUUUUAGAUGAAGCUAUUGAUUAUAAACCUCCAAAAGAUUUAAUUGAUUUUAUAAAUCAAGCUAGAAUUGAUGGUAAAAAAUUAGUUUAUAUUGGAUUUGGUUCAAUUGUUGUUUCAAAUCCAAAAGAAUUAACUGAAGCUGUGGUAGAAGCUGUAUUAGAGUCUGAUGUUAGAUGUAUUUUAAAUAAAGGUUGGUCUGAAAGAUUAGGUGGUUCAAAUGUUGUUGAAAUUGAAUUACCUUAUGAAGUUUUCAAUUCAGGUUCAUUACCACAUGAUUGGCUUUUCCCACAAAUUGAUGCAGCAGUUCAUCAUGGUGGAUCAGGUACAACAGGAGCAACAUUAAGAGCAGGAUUACCAACAAUUAUAAAACCAUUUUUUGCAGAUCAAUUUUUUUAUGCAAAUAGAGUUGAAGAUAUUGGAGCAGGUAUUGGUUUAAAAAAAUUAAAUGUUAAAACUUUAUCAAAAGCAUUAAAAGAAGCUACAACAAAUAUAAGAAUGAUUAAUAAAGCUAAAAUUAUUGGUGAAAAAAUUCGUAAAGAAAAUGGUGUUACAAAUGCAAUUGAAACUAUUUAUAGAGAAUUAGAAUAUGCAAAAGAAUUAGUUAAUAAUAAGAAAUCAGUUAUAAUAACUAAUGAAGAAGAAGAAUUAAUUGAUGAAGAUUCAAAGAGUCAAAUUAUGAAUAUUAAUGAAAUUGAUGAUGUUGCUAAACAAGUUGAUGAAGAUAAGGAUUUAGAAGAAGAAGGAUCAUGGUUACUGGUUUAA